Cheilinus undulatus (humphead wrasse) is the source of this 6406-nucleotide messenger RNA. RefSeq names its product collagen, type XVI, alpha 1 (gene col16a1). Bases 271 to 5118 code for a protein of 1615 amino acids. The transcript is spliced from 71 exons. The record is from RefSeq and is a predicted model, not a curated record. NCBI's taxonomy places the organism in Eukaryota, Metazoa, Chordata, Actinopteri, Labriformes, Labridae.
GCGCGAGAGGGGAGGGGAAAAAGUUCGACAAGGACAAUCCCGCAGAAACUUUUUUUCCUUCUUCCCUUUCUCUGUGGAAGAAGCCUCCAGAAAAUAAGUCAGGAGGACAACACUGGAUUACCUCUGCUUUUCAUCGCUACAAAGGAUUUAAACUGCUCCCUGGAUGCUGCACAGGCGUUUACUGACGGAUUAAUGUGGUCGCAAAUUUGAGGAGUUAUCAGUAGUUGAAGCUGGUGUCAGAGGUGAGGCGUUUGUCAGAGGAGGGAAACCAUGUGGCUGCUCUGCGCCUGUCUGACGCUGUUGGCCCUCAGCUUUGGAUCAUGUGACACGGUGACGUCAGAGCAAGAUGUACAAUGCCCGGACUUACAAGUGGAUGAGUGGAAGUUUCCUCAGACAGCAAGGCAAAACAUAACAGGUUUUAAUCUGGUAAGGCGAUUCGCACUCCUCAAGAGUUCAGAUGUCAAGAAGAUCCGCAACCCUCGUGGACCAGUCAUCCUCCGCCUGGGUAAAGCAGCACUCCUACGCCCAACGGAUCAGGUGUUUCCUCACAGCCUACCUGACGAGUUCGCCCUGAUCUUCACCCUGGCGUUGAAGAAAGCCGCCCUGGGAGACACCAUCUACCUCUUCCAGAUCUCCAAUGAGCAGGGCUACCCACAGUUUUCCGUUGACUUAAACGGCCCUGAUGGCACCCUGUCCGUGCGUGCCAGAGGGGUAGACCCCACUGCCGACAUGGUGAGCUGUGUUUUCUCCGGAGAGGGGGUGGAGGCCCUGAUGGACCUGCGCUGGCACAAGGUGGCCCUGAGUGUGCAACAAAAAUCGGUAUCCCUCCACGUGGACUGCAGCUCCAUUGAGACCAAACCCAUAGACCCCAUUGUACCUGUGCCAACCGACGGACACACUCUGCUGGGCAUUCGUGCCUCAGACGCCGGCUCUGCACAGAUGGACAUUCAGCAGGUGAUGCUGUACUGUGACCCUGCGCUCGCCAUUCAGGAGGCCUGCUGUGAGAUUCCUGGAGCACGGUGCCCGCCUGACACUCCCAAGAGCCGCCGUGCUGCAGAGAACGAGCUGAUGGAGAACACCUUUGCUCAGGAUAUUUUUGCAUCCAAGGAUCUGGCAAAGAAAUGUGCUGGUUGUUUACUUCCAAAAGUGGGAGAAAAUGCUGUAAAUCUGGGUGGAAUUAUUGGCUUUAAAGGUGAAAAAGGCGACCGGGGUGAUGACUGUUCUGGCACCCAUUCAGGCCCUUGCUCAACAGGACCUAAGGGCCAGAAGGGAGAGCCGGGAUCACCUGCCAACUGGGGAGAAGCAGCAGGCUAUCAGGGAGAAAAAGGUCAGAAGGGAGAGAUCGGCACUCAGGGUCUCACAGGCGCUCCGGGGAAGGACGGUCGAGCAGGGUCUAUCUGUGUCGUUGGCCCCAAAGGACAGAAGGGUACCCCCGGUGUAGUGGGUCCUGAGGGUUUGGCUGGAGAGCCAGGGAAGCCAGGACUUCCAGGCCCACCUGGUCCUGGAACUGUAGGCCCUCCAGGCCCUCCUGGAGAACCAGGUGGUCCAAAAGGAGAGAAGGGAGAUUCAGGACCUAAAGGAGACGAUGGAUCAUCAGGAGAUCCUGGCCCAAGAGGACCAGCAGGAUCCAAGGGAGAAAAGGGUGACCCAUGCGAAGUGUGCCCUGUGCUGCCUGCAGACUUAGGAAACACAGUAGCUCUGCAAGGGAAGCCAGGCCCCAAAGGAGAGCCUGGCUCUCCAGGAACAGGAGAGAGAGGACUGCCUGGGCCCCAGGGUGCAGAUGGCAAAGCAGGACAGAAGGGAGAUCCUGGAUCAGGUGGAGCCAAAGGGGAAAAGGGAGAGCCAUGUUCUGUUUGCCCAACUCUUGGAGAGAUACCCUCUAACCUCGGCCCAGAUGUCAUGGCCCAAGUGCUGAAGCAGAAGGGAGAAAAAGGAGAGCCGGGGAUUGGACAGAAAGGAGAGCAGGGGAUACCAGGAGAUGUGGGAUCGCCUGGUCUUAAAGGAGAGAAGGGCAAUACAGGCAGCAAAGGACCUGAUGGGAAGCCGGGAAAACCUGGACAAAGGGGACCAACUGGCAAAGAAGGACAGAAAGGCCCAAAGGGAGAGCCAGGACUGCCUGGUCUUGCUACCCCGGGACAAAAGGGUGAGAAGGGUGAGUGUGGUGUUUGCCAGCCAUCAGAGGUUGGAAGUGGACCUGCUGGUUACAAAAUGCCUGAAGCAACGAGCGGGAAGCAAGGCGAACCAGGUCCUCCAGGUCCACCUGGACCUCCAGGUUUUGGAGCAGACGGCAAACAGGGUCCACCAGGUCUUGUUGGGCCUAAAGGAGAAAGGGGGGAUCAAGGAGAUCAAGGAGAUAAGGGACUGGAUGGAUUUCCAGGAGUCCCAGGACUACCUGGAGAGCCUGGUCGGGAUGGACUUCAAGGGUUGAAAGGAGAGAAGGGUGAUGCUUGCACCAGCUGUCCCACUCUGGGAUCUGCAGUGGGUGAUGGUGUAGCUGUGCCAGGCCCCAAAGGAGAGAGAGGAGAGCCAGGUCCCCCAGGAAAUGGAAAGCCUGGCAAAAACGGAAAAGCUGGCUUACCAGGUGUACAAGGGCCCGCAGGUCCCAAAGGAAGCAAGGGAGAAGCUGGGGCUGCAGGUAUUGGGCUUCCAGGACCACAAGGUGAGCAGGGGCAAAGAGGAGUGCCAGGACUUCCGGGAACCCCCGGAAUCAAAGGACCAGUCGGCUCUGUUGGCCCUGGAGGAGAAAAGGGCUCCAAAGGAGACAUGGGGUUUCCAGGACUGCAGGGGCCUGCCGGCGUGGGAGUAGCAGGGCAGCCGGGUAAAGACGGAGCCCCCGGUGUUAUAGGACUGCCAGGAGCUGACGGCAGACCUGGCCUUGACGGAGCUAAGGGGGACAAGGGCGAACCUGGGGAGUGUAACUGCAUUUACCCACAGCACAGCAGCGUCGGAGGACCUGGAGCUCCAGGAACUCCAAUAAACGUUUGGCAGCCCGGGCCUCAGGGCCCGCCAGGACCUCCUGGCCCUCCUGGCCCCCCUGGGCCUCAGGGUGUCACUGGAAUCCAAGGACCACAGGGUAUCCCUGGAAACGACGGGAUACCAGGGAACCCGGGUUUGCCAGGAUACAGCCCCCCUCGUGGACCAUUUGUUCUGCCUCAGGACUCCGCAGGAGGAGCUGGAGAUGAGGGCUGUGGUGAGGGCUGCUCCACAGGGUUGCCAGGGGUGCCAGGCAUGGCUGGUGCCAAGGGAGAGAAAGGAGACCAGGGCAAGCCUGGUGUCACCCCGUUGGACAACUGUGACAGGUGUUUGGAAAAACUGCAGAGAGAGCAGGCAACACAAGCAGUGGGUGACCGAUCCUGCAUAGGAACACCAGGAGUUCCAGGAGUGCCUGGAUCACCUGGAGACAAAGGAGAGCCUGGUAUACCAGGGAACAGAGGCCAACCUGGAAUCCCAGGAAACUUGGGACCCCCUGGCUUCCCCGGUUCUCAGGGCCCAUCUGGUUCACCAGGUCAGCAGGGCGAGAGAGGGCCGCCCGGCCUCAGCGGAAUGAAGGGUGAGCAGGGCCCUCCUGGGACGCCUGGGUAUCCAGGAACCAUGGGACCGCCUGGACUGCCUGGACUGAAGGGCGAACGUGGGAGUCCAGGAACAAGUGGCCAGAAAGGAGAAUCAGGUCCUCCUGGAAACCCUGGGUAUCAAGGCUCGGCUGGCUCACCGGGCAUCAAAGGAGACACAGGACCAGCAGGGCUUCCAGGUGCCAAAGGGGAUACGGGUUUUCAAGGACAGCCAGGUUUUCCAGGACCACCAGGUCCUCCUGGUCCUUCUGGCAAACCAGGAAGGGAAGGACUCUCUGGAAUCAAAGGUGAAAAAGGCAAUGAUGGCCUUCAAGGCUCUCAAGGACCUACCGGACCCCCGGGCUCUCCAGGCUCCCCAGGGCUAAUGGGCCCCCCUGGCAUUGAGGGAAUGGAUGGAAAAGAUGGAAAACCAGGGCUGAGGGGUGAAGCGGGCCCUCCAGGCCCAGCUGGACCCCGAGGAAUCCCAGGAUUCAAAGGGAAAACCGGCCAUACUGGCUUCCCAGGACAGAAGGGUGAAGCUGGACCCACAGGUCCACCUGGACCUCCAGGCAGACCGGGCCAUGAAGGUGAUCCUGGAACCCCAGGAACUCAGGGACGACCUGGACCCCCCGGUCACAUAGGUGCUACAGGUCCAGCUGGUCCACCAGGACCUCCUGGUCCCUCAGGAGUGGGUAUUAAAGGAGAUAAAGGCCAAUCCGGUGAGCGGGGUAUCCCAGGAAUGGGAGGGCCUCCAGGACCACCAGGGCAUCCAGGGCCAUUGGGUGAGCCUGGCAAUGACGGUGCUGCGGGUAAAGAUGGCACGGCUGGUCUGCCAGGGGACAUGGGGCCGCCGGGUCAAAAGGGUGAGCAAGGGGCCCAAGGCCUUAGAGGUCCUCCUGGUCCUCCUGGCAGACCAGGCCCUGCAGGUGUUGGGGGUUACCAAGCCAAGGAUGCACAGCCCAUGAUGGGCCCCAUCGGACCCAGAGGAGAGAGGGGAAGUCCGGGCCCAGAGGGGCCUGCAGGGCUUCCAGGAACUCCAGGGUCACCAGGAAACGAUGCUGUAGUCAAUUAUGAUGAAAUCAAGAACUUCAUCCGCCAGCAGGUCAUCAAGGUCUUUGAUGAGAGAAUGGCCUACUACAUGUCUCGCAUGCAGAUGCCUGUAGAGAUGGUGGCAUCUCCAGGCCGGCCCGGACCCCCAGGAAAAGAUGGUGCACCAGGUAACCCUGGAGCCCCCGGAUCACCAGGAAUCCCAGGAAUGAUUGGCAGACAAGGUCGUCCAGGAGGCAUCGGACCCCCAGGGCCACGAGGACCACAAGGAGUAAAGGGAGAUAAAGGUGUAGGAGAGAUGGGAGAUAUAGGACCUCCAGGAGCACCAGGUGUCCCAGGCCCCCCAGGUUAUGGUAAGAUGGGACCUCCAGGUCCUGUUGGCCAGCAGGGAGUUCCUGGAAUCCCAGGCCCUCCUGGUACGCCUGGUUCGAAGGGAAACGAUGGCCGCUGUAAUCCCGGUGACUGUAUGAGCCAUCAAGUAGAGUACAGCCCCAAGGGCCCGCCCAUUAAAGGCCCCUGGUAGAGGGCUGCAGGAGAGGGGACUGAACCAAAGAGACUACAAAGAAUACAGGAAGCCAAAGACGGUGACCCAGAGAUAUUAAACCUGACCACAAGAUGUUAUAAAAGAAGCUCCUUUGUUGUUGAAUUGUAAAGAUUAAACCACACAGAUUUCCUCUGUUCAUUUGAGCAAAAGCCUUCAUUUUUCUCUAUCGGCCCCGCUGGAAUGAGGCCUGCAAGGAAGCACCAGUAGCACAUUUUUAUUGCAUCAUCCUUUUUCUGGUAUGAAUACUAAAUCAUUGCCUCUGAUUGUGGUCUCACCUCUUUUUCUUGCCUUGUUUCACUCCUUUGGUACAUCUUCAAACAAGCAAAGAGAACCUGUAUAUUUUUUUCUCAUUUAACUCUGGCUUCCUCUGUUUUCUUUUAUUCCCCUUCAUAAAUCCAUAUUAAGAGGACAUACACAAUUACUGUAGCACUUUGCUUCCACCACUCAUAUCUCUUUUCGUUUCUCACAGACUCACAUUCAGAGUGCAGCUCAUGCAUUUCUAAUAUUCCGUCUCAGAGCUUGUGGCGUAUGCCAAUUUGACCCAGAGAUUUCCCUUAGAAAUGUAUUUCCCGUUCAGUCAAAACAGAUGUCAAAAAUGUGCAUUCAUACCCUCUUUGAUGGAUUCGACUGUCUUGUAUAUAUUUAUAUUUAUAUAUAGUGGCUUUUUAUACUUUUUCAACAGAUUUGAUAAAGGACUUUGCAUGGCCGGCCGAUUGUGUUUCAUUCUAAGAGGAAAUAAAGCAACUUUAAAUACCAAAGGGAUAUUUAAGUUUUAAGAAUGGAUUAAAUGUUCAGUAAAAACAAAUUAUUUAUGAUUUAUUAUUACCUGAGAAGGCAUAUUGGCUUUUGUAACCAUUGCUUAAGUUAAUUGUCUUAUUUUAAAGGCAGCCCAUCUGACAAAACAAGCCUUCCAUCUCAUUUUGUACUCCAUAGUAGCUGUAAUAUCCAUCUGUCUGCUUCACCAGGCACUUGUUUAAGAAAAUGAGCAAUAGUGCAGCUUAUUCUCCUCAUGUACUGUAAUGCAACUCACUGAGCACUGCCACCAAAGCCUCACGAUCUUGCAGAGAUUCAGAAAACAGCCUGUAAAGCAUCACAAAAGAUGCUUUGUAAGGUGACUGGUAAUGUAUCAUUUUUAUACGUGGACAUUUUAACCACCACAUCUCUAGUUUAAACCGCAGUUUAAACUAUGAGCCAGAGCUUUUAUUUUUCACAACCUAACCCAUUGGACAUGUUUGACCUUAUGCUGAAUAAAAUUGCUUUUCAAAGA